Messenger RNA from Anastrepha obliqua, 2242 nucleotides. RefSeq lists its product as uncharacterized. The transcript has 6 exons. Bases 288 to 2036 code for a protein of 582 amino acids. The record is from RefSeq and is a predicted model, not a curated record. Gene Ontology annotation, molecular function: protein binding. NCBI's taxonomy places the organism in Eukaryota, Metazoa, Arthropoda, Insecta, Diptera, Tephritidae.
AAAAGUUCAAACGCGAGUUGCAAGACGUGCGAUACAGUUUACUAACCCGCUGCGGCUACAGUGAAUUCUGCCGAGUGCAUAUAAAACCAUUAUGGUCACAGCAUCUGACGAUUAGUCAAGACUCAACUAAGAGCCAUUGCGCCAUAAACGUGUAACUCCGAACUAGAGCAUCCCAACCACUGCAGUCCGUUGAAUUUAGAUUUGUCGUCACGCUUAGAACGCCGUUGCGUCGUUUCUUUAGCGUUGCGUUGCCGCUUCAGCUUUGCAGCAUAGCACCCGGAGGAGAGAUGUUGAGGUCACACUGCUUAUGGCACGUGUCCACUAACCUACACAUCGCCUACGCCGCAAUUUACUUUUGGCUACUGUUGACUCAACUGGUGAGCGUGGACGCGACCAGUAACAGCAAUAGUAGCGACAGUGCCGUCAGCACACUUUCACCACCACGUGCACAUCCCGACCUCGGCCAGCGCCCACAAUUGUUGGUGGCACCACCACCGCCAUUACUUCCACCACCACCGCCGCUGAUGGACAAAACAUUGACACACUGUGGCAGCGAGGACAACACUAACUGGUGGCGUCCCGUGUGUACCACAGCCAACAGUGUCGACUAUGUGCUCUUUGCUAGCGAAUGUUUGCUGAGGGAAACCAACCGUGAGAGUCACUACUUGGACACAGGGGAAGCAAAGCCCGUUUUUAGGAAAAUUGCUAUGGGAUUCUGUCGACCGAAUUGUAGUGUUGUAAUUUGCGAGCGCAACGAACAACCGAUUUGUGCACGGAAUUUACAAAGUAACGAGGUACGCAGAUUUCGCGAACGUUGUGAGCUGGCACGGGAUGUAUGCCUUAACGACAUGGACUGGCAGCCAAUUGCAGACAAAGCAUGUGGCGUAAAACCUGAUAAGUCACUUGGCGUUUCAGAGAUCACCAAAGCCACAUCACUUUUCGCCUCAACAACAAUUGCACCACCCACCACACCAAAAGCUGCAGCACUAAGCGUGCAAGCAAAGAAAUUAUUCAAUUACCAAACAAAGCAUCUGCGCAAAGCUAUACCUUGCGCGAAGGUAUUUAGUCCCGUUUGUGCUGAGCUCUUUGGUGUCAAAGCGACUUUCAUCAACGAAUGUCUCGUGAAUGCAGAGAACGUAAAUUUUGGCAAAAAUUGGCAAAUUUUCUCUAAAGGCGUCUGUGAAGAGGAUUACGCCAGCUCUAGAGCUAAUAAGCACGUAAUUAAUAGGCGCAGUACGGUUGGCAGUGUGACUGUUACGUAUCAGCUGAAUGCACCCGAGACGAAUGCAAACGGUAACGUCGCAUGCACAUCAAAUACCACAUAUGACGACGGAACGUCAGCAAAUACCGCAUAUCGAUACACACGCAUUCUGCCGGCGGUUAAUGAUCAUGUGACCUUUUGCAAAUUUGGCGCUGGUCCCGUAUGUGGCAGUUCAGCGAAAAAUACGAUGCAUUGUUUUGACAAUAUCUGCGAGUUGUUGCUACGAAAUAUCAUAUUAAAAGAAUCUUGGAGUGUUGUUAACGAGGGCAAAUGCAAGAAAUGCAUUCUUAAUUGUGACACCAAUUAUGACCCCAUUUGUAUCUCACGCAAUGGACGCAACUACACUGUAAUAAACCAAUGCCAUCUGGAUUAUGAUAUUUGCCGGAAGAAGUACACAACUGCCGAAAUCCUCGGAAGAGGCGAAUGCGAUACUAUUUUAAAAAAUAUAAAUGGUAGCAAACUCCAUUACAGUACCAGAUACACAACACCUCCUUCGACUACAAACGCAGAAUAUUUCCCCAGACAUGCUAGGAAAACUGUUGGCUCAUCGGCGCGACGGAGAAAACCCCGGAAACACUCAAAGUUAGCGGAUGAAAAGCUACGUAGGCCGCUUAGAAAAAACGUGUUACAACAGGAAUCUACUACGCCAACAUUCAAUGAAGAUUCUACUGACAGUAGCACAAAAAAAUCGUUCGAUGUUACAACAUCGCAUGUAAUGAAUUUGUGGCGCAGCUCAAAGAAAAGUAGUGUAAGAAGUGUUGAAACACACGAGUGAAAUUUUAAUAAUUAUUAUUAGUAUUACCAAAAAUCUUUUUUAAAAUUUUGUAAAAUAUAUUGUCUGUUGCAGAAGCAUAAACAUUAGCCAGAAAAGGUUGGGGAAUGCUGCUGUAGUGACAGUGCAAGACGUAAAACAUAUUUGGUAUUUUUGUACAGUAGAUUUAAGAAAAAUAUUAUACAUAAAUAAAUUUUUGUUAUAACAUA